Molecule: messenger RNA, 558 nt
Organism: Rosa chinensis
Lineage: Eukaryota; Viridiplantae; Streptophyta; Magnoliopsida; Rosales; Rosaceae
Product: 60S ribosomal protein L34
Exons: 4
Coding region: 69-431 (120 amino acids)
Biological process (GO): ribosome biogenesis; translation
Cellular component (GO): cytosolic large ribosomal subunit; ribosome
Molecular function (GO): structural constituent of ribosome
Source: RefSeq, a predicted model, not a curated record
CUUUCUCACUCUACCGCCCUAACAAGUAGUAGCAGAGAGAGAGAGAGAGAGAAAGGGUGAGGUCAAAAAUGGUGCAGAGGCUUACAUACCGUUCGCGCCAUAGCUAUGCUACCAAGUCCAAUCAGCACCGGAUCGUCAAAACCCCCGGUGGGAAGCUUGUGUAUCAGACUACUAAGAAGCGAGCAAGUGGACCCAAGUGUCCUGUGACUGGAAAGAGAAUCCAAGGGAUUCCUCACUUGAGACCUGCUGAAUAUAAGAGGUCUAGACUAUCAAGGAACAGGAGGACUGUGAAUCGUGCCUAUGGUGGUGUUCUGUCUGGUGGAGCUGUCAGAGAGAGGAUAAUUAGAGCCUUUUUGGUGGAAGAGCAGAAGAUAGUGAAGAAGGUUUUGAAGAUUCAGAAGGCCAAAGAAAGGGCAGCAUCAAAGAGCUAAGAUGCUAUAGAGUUCCUGUUUUCAUAUUUAUUGAUCUGCAUGCUAGAAAUUUUGACAUUUAUUGAGAGGAUGAAGAUUGUUGGAACAUUAUUUGUUUUCAUGAAAUGCACACAAAUCUUUUGAACUA